Molecule: messenger RNA, 2476 nt
Organism: Chelmon rostratus (copperband butterflyfish)
Lineage: Eukaryota; Metazoa; Chordata; Actinopteri; Chaetodontiformes; Chaetodontidae
Gene: dab1a
Product: DAB adaptor protein 1a
Exons: 14
Coding region: 48-1736 (562 amino acids)
Biological process (GO): lateral motor column neuron migration; ventral spinal cord development
Source: RefSeq, a predicted model, not a curated record
CCAGCGGAGCCAAGCGGAGCGGAGUCUAGCCCAGUUGGAGCCUGAGGAUGUCAACAGAGACAGAGCUACAGCCAGCGGUCAGGCCCAGCAGCGUCAGACGGGACUCCAAGAGGAAAGGGCAGGAUCGCAGUGAGGCGGCUCUCAUCAGGCGUUUUAGGGGCGAUGGCGUCCGCUACAAGGCCAAGCUCAUCGGCCUGGACGAGGUCACCGCCGCCCGUGGAGACAAACUCUGCCAGGACUCGAUGAUGAAGCUCAAGGGUAUAGCUGCAGCAGCGCGGUCUAAAGGAGAACACAAACAGAAGGUGUUUCUGACCAUUUCCUUUGGAGGGAUCAAGAUCUUUGAUGAGAAGUCGGGGGUCCUCCAACACCACCAUGCGGUCCACGAGAUCUCCUACAUCGCCAAGGACAUCACGGACCACAGAGCCUUCGGCUACGUCUGCGGGAAGGAGGGGAACCACCGCUUCGUGGCUAUCAAGACCGCACAGUCGGCUGAGCCUGUGAUCCUGGACCUGCGGGACCUGUUCCAGCUCAUCUAUGAGAUAAAGCAGAGGGAGGAGAUGGAGAAGAAGGCCCAGAAAGACAAGCAGUGCGAGCAGGCGGUCUACCAGACAAUACUGGAGGAGGACCUGGAGGACCCGGUCUACCAGUACAUUGUCUUUGAGGCGGGACACGAGCCCAUCCGCGACCAAUCAGAAGAGAGCAUUUAUCAGGUUCCCACCAGUCAGCAGAAGGAAGGGGUCUAUGACGUCCCAAAGCGACACCCAGUGAGUGACCGUAAUAUCAACCAAUUAGAGAUUUUUGGAGACAUGUCCACACCUCCUGACAUCACCUCUCCAUCGACCCCCGCCUCUCCAGCCAACACCCUCGACCCCUCGCAGGGCCUGCAGCCUCCCACGGAACUGUUUGCUCCCUUCAAUCCUGCGUCUGUGCCCUCAGGUUAUGUGACGAUGGGAGCGGUACCCCCCGGCCACUGGUCCCAGCAGGCGUUUGCUGCCCAGACGCCGCUGGCCUUCGGGGUCCAGUCUCCUCUCGGCCCGGUGGCCCAGGUGCUGCCGGGCGGCCAGCCUCUCAUCUGGGGCCAGGCCAACAUCUUCCCUGCCACCCAGCAGCAGUGGGCAGCCAUGGCAGCCGGAGCCUUCCCCCCCACAGCCUACCUCCCCGCCCAACCUGUGGGCACCCUGCCCGCCGCCAUGUUCCAGACUCUCACCCCCGUCACGACUGUGACUCCAGCCGGCGAGAGCCAUUCAGGUGCUGGAGCCAGCGCUUCGGCUCCCUCCCCUUCGGCGUCGUCGAGUCCGCAGCACGGGGAGAGGGCGAGGAAGAUGGGCAAGGAGAUGUUCAAGGAUUUUCAGCUGGCGAAGCCUCCGGCCAUGCCGUCGAAAAAGGGUGAGCAGCCCAGCUUAACAGGAACCUCAGAGGCAUUCAGCACUUACUUCAGCCGUGUGGGCACUGCCCAGGACACGGACGACUGUGACGACUUUGACAUUUCCCAAAUGAACCUGACACCAGUCACCUCCACAACACCAUCCACCAACUCACCGCCCACCCCGGCCCCCAGGCAGAGCUCACCCUCCAAGUCCUCGGCCUCCCAUGUCAGCGACCCCCCCACCGACGCCACAGACCCGCCCACAGACGACUCGUUUGGGGAAGCAGAGGGCAGCCCCAGUCGCAGUGGAGAGGAGGAUGCUAAGGGGAAGGACCCUCUCUACGCCCAGAUCAACAAAGGGAAGAAAUAAAGAGACACACAGGAAGACAGACCUGACCAGCACUGAGAGAACAGGAGGAGAACCCUCGCCGUGUGUGUGUGUGUGUGUGUGUGCGUUUGAGCGUGUGUGCGUGUGUGUGUGUGCGUGUGCUGGCACAUCUCCCUGCCUGGCCAAGCCCUUCUUCUUCUCCUCCUCUGGCUAACAACCUCCCAGGAGGAGCCUCCACGCUCCCUCAGUCCUCCUCCUGUGCUCCUCCUCUUCCUCCUCCUCCUCCUCCUCUCUGCAGUCUGCUCUCCUCCUUAGAGGAGAGAGCCCUCUCAGUCAUUCACUCCAGGCAGGAGGGAUAUCAAUCACCGAGACGGAUCCAGUUCUCCCUCCACUGCGCUGUCUUCUCCUCUCCUCCCUUCUCCCUGUGGCGCCUCACACCCAGCCUUACAGACAUAUCCAGCUCCUCUCCUUCCUCCCUCCUCCCCACCCUCCUCCUCCCUGUCUUCGCUCUCACGCUCCUCCCUCUGCCUCCUGUGUCUGGCCCAGAGACUGUGCUGCCAAGGAGGGACUGAAUCAAGCAGUGCCUCCCUUUCUCCGACACACACACACACACACACACACACACACACGCACGCUCAUCGGGAUUAGAGUGAUCGUCUUUCGUUUUAACUGACUGAACCCGCAUCUGUAGCGAGGAGAUCCCACAGGAGGAGCAGAGACUCUAACGGGCCUAUCAGGGAUGGCCCGUUACUGGGAUCGCCGCUUCUGAUUGGUCGGUUGGU